This is a messenger RNA of Tetrapisispora phaffii CBS 4417, 690 nucleotides long. It is a transcript of the gene RTR2, whose product is annotated as putative protein-serine/threonine phosphatase. Gene Ontology annotation, cellular component: nucleus; cytoplasm. Bases 1 to 690 code for a protein of 229 amino acids. The record is from RefSeq and is a predicted model, not a curated record. NCBI's taxonomy places the organism in Eukaryota, Fungi, Ascomycota, Saccharomycetes, Saccharomycetales, Saccharomycetaceae. The transcript has a single exon. Gene Ontology annotation, molecular function: RNA polymerase II CTD heptapeptide repeat phosphatase activity; RNA polymerase core enzyme binding.
AUGAUUAGCAAAGAGAAUAUUCAGGAAAAUGUGUUGAAGAGCCAUCAAAAGCAUAGACAACUAUCUAUGAAAGAGUCAGAGAGCAUUUCUGUUGAGCUUUUAGAGUUAUUAUGUGAUUCAUGUUGCAAAGAUGAAGAUAGUUUGAAAUAUUUGAGUCGUCUCUUAACUCCAGAAUUAUAUAAUGAUUUGAUUGAUGAAAGAAAUCUGAACAAAAAAUGUGGAUAUCCUCUUUGUGAUAAAUCUCCAGAAAGAAUACGUGAUCCAUUUUCAAUCAAUUAUGUUACGAAGAAAUUUUUAUGGGAAAAUAAUCCCUAUGCAUAUUUGUCGACAUACUGUUCAAAAUUUCAUUUUAAAUGCUCACAAUUUUACAUGACACAAUUAUCUGAAGAUGCAUUAUUUGCAAGGACGGGAGUUCAUUUGUAUAGUCCCGUUACAAAACUUUCAUCAGAGGUAGGUGACUCUAAUAACUUGGAUGAUAAAUACACAGUUACGUUGUUUGAAGAGAUUGUAAGAAACAAAUCGUCAGAUGAGGACAUUAAGAAAUUGAUCUCUAAUUUGAAAAAAUUGGGUAUUCACAAUGCAGAUGAUUCACAGGAUGAAGUAGAAUCUGAUAUCUCAAAAUGGAUUUCUGAUAUUAAGAUAAUAGAAAAUAAUGAUCCUUCGGAACUAGGUGAUUUGAUUAAGGAAUAA